AUGUUAUCGGACGUGAUCAAUCCUGAUAGAAGAGACAAAAAAAGACACCAGAGUCUCGCUGUAACAGCAUCAGUUUCAGAUUUUUCGGAGAAUUUGAAAUUCAAACAACGCGUGGCGGAUCGAGUAAAAGUAAGAGAUUCAAAACGUCUCACUGAUGAUGAGCUUCAAGAAAUGGCUCAAGCAAUAUUUGAUAAUGAGUCUGAGGAAGAAGUAGGAGGAGAUGCAGAUACGUCAGAGGAAGAGUUCAUAGAAGAAAAUGUUGAUACGUCAGAUGAAGAAUACAAAGAAAAAAAUGAUCAGAGUUUGACCUCAGUAGAAGAGUUCAGCGAAGAAGAUGGAGAAGGAAAUAACUCACAUAAUACUGACCAUGUUGAAGAUUACUACGUGGCUAAAGAUAAAAAAACUCUAUGGAAGAAAAACCCUAUUUGUUGA
Messenger RNA from Leptinotarsa decemlineata (Colorado potato beetle), 432 nucleotides. RefSeq names its product ring-infected erythrocyte surface antigen-like. The record is from RefSeq and is a predicted model, not a curated record. Lineage: Eukaryota; Metazoa; Arthropoda; Insecta; Coleoptera; Chrysomelidae.